Poecilia latipinna (sailfin molly) is the source of this 1719-nucleotide messenger RNA. Its product is annotated as solute carrier family 23 member 2. Gene Ontology annotation, molecular function: transmembrane transporter activity. The transcript is spliced from 10 exons. The coding region runs from base 145 to 1485 and encodes 446 amino acids. Gene Ontology annotation, biological process: transmembrane transport. Gene Ontology annotation, cellular component: membrane. NCBI's taxonomy places the organism in Eukaryota, Metazoa, Chordata, Actinopteri, Cyprinodontiformes, Poeciliidae. The record is from RefSeq and is a predicted model, not a curated record.
AAGGAGACCUGCUGCUGCUGUGCGGAGCUACGCAGGUUACCAAUCCUUCAGGGAGGGACUUUCAGUUUCAUCACGCCUACUUUGGCCAUUCUUGCCCUGCCGAAAUGGCAGUGUCCAGACCCAAAUGCACCUGCGACCCUGUCCAUGCAGCUGUUGAAUGGCACCGGUCCACUGCCACUGGAAAACUCAGAUGAAAUCUGGAUGCCACGAAUACGUGAGAUUCAGGGGGCCAUCCUGGUUGCCUCUCUAGUUCAGAUUGUCCUGGGCUUGUCUGGACUGAUCGGCCUCGUGCUUACAUACAUCGGCCCUUUGGCUAUCGCUCCUACGAUCACCCUCAUCGGCCUGUCACUGUUCAUUGAGGCUGGGAAGAAAUGUGGCAGUCACUGGGGAAUUGCUGCUCUCACAGUCUGUCUCAUCCUCCUGUUCUCCCAGUACCUCAGCAAAGUUCAUGUUCCAAUGGUUGCAUACAAGGAUAAGAAGUGGAAGGUUUUCCAAUAUCCACUGUUCAGGCUCUUUUCUGCUUUGUUUGGAAUGUGUGGUGCCUGGCUGAUCUGCUUUUUACUGACCGUCUCUGACGUCCUGCCUUCAAAGUCGAAUCAGUAUGGCUUCUCGGCAAGAACCGACAUCAACCUGAAUGCCCUGAAAAACUCGCCAUGGUUCCACAUGCCUUAUCCAGGUCAAUGGGGUAUUCCCACUGUAAGCCUGUCCUCAGUGUUGGGAAUGAUGGCAGGCGUUUUGGCAUCUACCAUGGAAUCCAUUGGUGACUACUACGCCUGCGCUCGCUUGUCUGGUGCUCCUCCACCACCCAUUCAUGCCAUCAACCGAGGCAUCGCCGUUGAGGGCAUGGGCUGCAUCCUGGCCGCACUGUGGGGAACUGGGAAUGGAACCACUUCCUACAGCCAAAAUAUCGCUGCACUUGGAAUUACCAAGGUUGGCAGCCGUCUCGUCCUUCAGACAACAGGAGUUUUGAUGAUUGCCCUGGGCGUCUUUGGGAAGUUUGGAGCAGUUUUUAUCACCAUCCCGGACCCAGUCAUUGGAGGAAUGUUUCUUGUCAUGUUUGGCAUGAUUGCAGCUGUGGGGAUAUCCAACCUUCAGCAUGUUGAUCUCAACUCUUCCCGCAACCUCCUCAUCCUUGGUUUUUCUACCUUCAGUGGACUUGUGCUUCCUACCUGGUUUCAUUCCAAUCCAGGCAUCAUUGACACAGGAAUAAAAGAGCUGGACCAGGUGAUCACAGUGCUGUUCACAACACAUAUGUUCAUCGGUGGAUUUUUUGGGUUUCUUCUUGAUAAUACGAUUCCAGGCACGGACAAAGAAAGAGGCAUCAAGAGCUGGCAGGAUAAAGUGCAAGAGGACGGCUUAAAUUCCUCUGAUUUGUCAUGCUACGACAUCCCGUUCUGUAACAGUUUUCUGAAAAGGUUUAAAUGUUUCCAGUAUCUACCAUUUCUGCCGACUUACAAAACCUCAAAUGAAAGAGCGUCAACAUGAAGAAGUGGAAACUUCCAAUAUUAAUCCCAGAAUCCUAAAUGAAGCCACAAAUGUUGUUUUUACCAUUGAGUCUCACUGUGAGGUGAUGGUGCUUUUAUAAGACCUAACCUUUAUGUUGAACUAAUAAAGUAAAAUGUGAGUUGUCUAUUUUUUUAAUAAAUAUUUGGUUUGACUUUGUUGUAGAAAUUAAAGUAUUUGACUUCAUUUGCAUUGAUCUGUGAGUUAUUCCCAAAA